UAAUUUUGAAGUUUGUAUCGUAAAUUCAGUAAAAUUUGCAACCAUAAAAUAUGAAAAUAUUCAUUGUGUUAAUAAUAUUAAUAGUCAUUUAUUCGUCUUCUUGUGAAGAAAUUGACCAAGGUUUUUGCGUUGUUUGUCAAGAUGAUAAUGUACCGUUAACAGUAAUUUUAAAUAAUUGCCGUCAUUCAAUUUGUAAUUACUGUGCUAAUGAAAUGGAAGCUCGUGAAGUUAAAAAUUGUCCACUUUGCAGAACAAAAAUAGAUAAAUAUGAAAACCUAGUUGAGCUCCCAAGAUGUAUUUGCAAAAAAGAACUUCCCUCUGUUGUCCUUUCUCCAUGUGGUCACCUUUUAGGAAACGAUUGUGCUAUUAAGUAUAAGGAAGAAGAAAUUCCGUGUCCUAACGAAUCAUGUGGGAAACACAUAGAGAAAUUCAAAGACUUGGUUGUUUUAAAGAAUUGUGAUCAAUGUGAUGAUGAACAGCUCACCGUAGUUCUUCAGCCAUGUGGCCACAUGUUAGGAAACAGAUGUGCCGUUAGCAAUAAAAAACUUGAUAAACCAUGUCCAUUUUGCAAUCAAAAUGUUUCAAAUUAUGAAGGAUUAUUCGAUUUUACUCUUGAUGACGAAGAAGAGAUGUUAUUUGAAAGCCUAAGUCGAGAAUUUGAUGGAUGGGAAACCUUACCUGAUGAUAUAUCAGAUUAUACAAGGCCUAGACACAAUCGAAAUAUUGACCAGGAACUGAGAAUUUAUCGAAUUAUGAGACAUCGAUUUUUCUUAUCUUAUAAUUCUCCCGGCGAAGGCGCCAAUGAGUUAAUCAGACGUUAUCGCGAUGAUGUAUCAAGACAACAUGCAAUUGACACUUUAAGAAAUGAAGAUGAAGAAAGAUCAAAUCGAGGUGAAGGAUCAGAAUUCCAAAAUAACUUCUUUUCUAGUAAAGAAAACAGCUCAAUUCAAUGGUACCAUAAAUGGACACGUCAUGCAUUUUUACGUAGUUUUAUUAAUUGUUUGAUAGGUCAUUAGUAAGUGUUUUAUUUUGGGAAUAUAAAUAUAAGCUUUAAAAAUUAA
Daktulosphaira vitifoliae (grape phylloxera) is the source of this 1061-nucleotide messenger RNA. RefSeq lists its product as uncharacterized. The coding region runs from base 51 to 1016 and encodes 321 amino acids. The transcript has 10 exons. The record is from RefSeq and is a predicted model, not a curated record. NCBI's taxonomy places the organism in Eukaryota, Metazoa, Arthropoda, Insecta, Hemiptera, Phylloxeridae.